UAGCGCAAAGCGCCCCAAACCUUAUCUCCGUCCCUCCCGUCGCCAUCCUCCCCCUGCGACCUCCCCCAACUCACCAACCACCUCCGGCCGCCGCCCACCCUACUCCGACGCGCCCCGGGCCCUCCUCCUUUCGGGCGUGCGGGCGCACCGCCGGCCCCGCCACCUCCUGACGCGCCGCCGCCCCGCCUCCUCCGGGCACGCCGCCGCCCUGCCUUCUUCCCGUGCAAGUCCGCCGCCCUGCCGUUGCCUUCUUCCAGUGCAAGGCCGCCGCCCCCACCUCCUCCUAGCACGCCGUCGCCCCCGCCUCCUUCCGAUGCAAGGCUGGCCCACUCCUUCAGCGCGAGGAAGUUCGAUUCAGCAGCCCGAGCCCGUUCAAAUGCAUGAACUAAAAAGUUUGAGCCGCCUCUCAUGGUCAUCCAUCAGUGAGAUGCCUGGAGGACUUCUCCGUCGACUUGCAGGUUCAGCAAUGGAUAAGGAAGCUCCCCUUGACCAUUUUCUCGUGUACAGGCUGCAUGAAGCGUACAGAUCCAACUCCCCCGCCCGGCAGCUAUGGCGUGUGGCUGCCCAGCACAUCAGCGCCCCCAAGGGCCACGACAUGUUCCUGAGAUCGAGCAAAAAAGUUGAUGUUGUGAUAUAUUGCUAGCACUAGCAGAUCUUGGGAUAUGGGCACACCAGGAAGAAGACGGAAAAGAAAAUGGUGAGUUGGAGAUCGCAAGUUCACUGCUCAAAAGGAUAAGAUCCCUGUUGGUUUUAUAUAGAGAACACCCAGCGGGGGUAAAAAGAGCAUCGCUUUGUCCAAGUCCGCCAAUCAAAUUUUUGCUCUGUUUAAAGGUUUACGUCACUGUCUAAAAUUGGUGAUUGUUUCUGUAUGUUUGAGCAUCCGACUUGAGUUUCAUUUGUGAGGCGGUUUAAUUACAGUAAUUUUGUCCAUUCAGUAAUAUGUGUACAAGUUACUGUAUACAAAUAAAAAAGCUAA
This is a messenger RNA of Triticum dicoccoides, 976 nucleotides long. RefSeq lists its product as uncharacterized. The record is from RefSeq and is a predicted model, not a curated record. The coding region runs from base 314 to 643 and encodes 109 amino acids. The transcript is spliced from 3 exons. NCBI's taxonomy places the organism in Eukaryota, Viridiplantae, Streptophyta, Magnoliopsida, Poales, Poaceae.